AUGAACGCUUACGGAUCGCCCUACAUGUACAUGACCGGCCCGGUGUCGCAGCCCCGGGCACCUCUCCAGAGGACCCCCAAGUGCGCUCGCUGCAGGAACCACGGCGUCCUGUCCUGGCUCAAGGGGCACAAGCGUUACUGCCGCUUCAAAGACUGCACCUGCGACAAGUGCAUCCUCAUCAUCGAGAGGCAGAGGGUCAUGGCGGCGCAGGUGGCCCUGCGCAGACAGCAGGCCAACGAGUGCAUCGGUAGCCUGAUCCCCGAGAGCCUGCGAGCAGUGCCCGGGGUUGGGGUUGGGGUUGGGGUCGGGGUCGGGGCGGCGGCGCCUGUCCCCUCCGACUCUCGCCAUCCGCAGCCCAAAGGCGAGGAGCCAGCGUUGCGCUGGGAGCCAGAGCAGCCAGCCAGCCUGCAGCAGCCAGGCACCGACAUUAGAGAGGAACACUUAGAUGGCCAGGUUGCAAACGAGAAUGUGGAAGUGUACAGUGACAAGGAGACAGGCCAAAGAAAUUCUCCAGAUCUGGCGAAAAGUAAGAGCUAUGCAGCCGAAAGCCCUGAAACUUCAGUGGUCGAUGAAGAGAGGCUGGUAAUGCAGAAGAGCAGCAGUACACCAGAAACAACCACAGAAAGUCCCAAAUUCCCUCCAGAACAAAGCCACCUGCUAAUGGAGGGUCUAUCGGGCAGCAUGCCGCUUCCUUUUCCUUUAAAAGGCAACAGACCUCCGAUUGAAGUGUUGAAGAAGAUUUUCCCAAACCACAAACCGACAGUUCUGGAGCUGAUUUUGAAAGGUUGUGGAGGCGAUCUCGUUGGUGCCAUUGAAAUCCUAUUGUCAAGUCGCUCUGCAAUAGGUUCGGAUAGAUCUACAGAAGCCUCAGAUACCUUCUCCUUAUCUUCCAACGGACAGACUUUCUUUGAACAUACAAUUGGCUCCUACCCUAUGUCCUCCUCCAAGUGGUCCGUCGGGUCAGCUUUUAGGGUCCCAGAUUCCUUUAGGUUCUCCGGUGACCCUGGCAAUGUGAUGCCAACGCCCUUGACCAUGCCACUGCAAAACCCAUUUCCUCAACCUCCACGUUACCCGCUGGUCCUGAGGAAUACCUUGACCAGAAACCAGGGAAACCCAUUUGUAUCAAACGACAUGGCUCUGUGGAACACCAUGACCCUCCAACAGCAGUACCAGCUCAGAUCCCAAUAUGUCACACCUUUCCCCAACACCUCAGCUGGAAUUUUUCGCAGUUCCCCAGUGCUGCCCCCUCGUCCUUCGGAUGAUGCUAGGCUUUCCAUUGCAGAUGAAGGCUGUUCUAUGGUGACCAAGCAGCCCAUUUAUACAGAGGAGGACUAUGAUGAAAGGUCUGAUUCUUCAGACUCCAGAACAAUGAACUCAUCCUCUUAGAAGAAAUCUAUCUAAAUAAGA
This is a messenger RNA of Callorhinchus milii (elephant shark), 1407 nucleotides long. It is a transcript of the gene dmrt3a, whose product is annotated as doublesex and mab-3 related transcription factor 3a. NCBI's taxonomy places the organism in Eukaryota, Metazoa, Chordata, Chondrichthyes, Chimaeriformes, Callorhinchidae. Gene Ontology annotation, biological process: regulation of transcription by RNA polymerase II; male sex differentiation. The record is from RefSeq and is a predicted model, not a curated record. Gene Ontology annotation, cellular component: nucleus. Gene Ontology annotation, molecular function: RNA polymerase II cis-regulatory region sequence-specific DNA binding; protein binding; DNA-binding transcription factor activity, RNA polymerase II-specific. The transcript has 2 exons. Bases 1 to 1386 code for a protein of 461 amino acids.